GGGGAGGGGCCAGAGGGCGAAUGAAAAGGCCUUUUUCUUCCACAGCUGGGAGAACAGCUGCCACCAAAGCAAGACUGGACACUGUGUGCCCAGAGCCCCCUCUGCAGCUGGCCUCCCUUCCCAGGACCCCGCUCAUCCUCACUUUCCUUUUUUCCCUUUCCUGGAUCCUGCCUAGGCCUUGGAACAGCAAUAGGAAAGGAAAUUUUGUCACAGCAGCCAGAGCGGUCUAACAGGAGCGCAGAAGGGCAGGGGGGGCCUCUGCUUUCUGCUCAAGAGCUGGCCACCUCUCUCAAGACUGGGGGAGUUUUGGAAGGAGGGACUGUAGGACAUUACUUACCCACCUUCCCCGGCUCUGGAGGGGUUGAUAAGGGAAGGGACUCUGGGGGGCACAGAGAUGCAGGACAGAUUGCACAUCCUGGAGGACCUGAAUAUGCUCUACAUUCGACAGAUGGCACAGAGCCUGGAGGACACAGAGUUGCAGAGGAAGCUAGACCAUGAGAUCCGGAUGAGGGAAGGGGCCUGCAAGCUGCUGGCAGCCUGUUCCCAGAGAGAGCAGACUCUGGAGGCCACCAAGAGCCUGCUGGUGUGCAACAGCCGCAUCCUAAGCUACAUGGGUGAGCUGCAGCGGCGCAAGGAGGCCCAGGUGCUGGGGAAGACCAGCCGGCGGCCUUCUGACAGCCGGCUGCCUGCUGAGCGCACCCCAUGCCGAGGCCGGGUCUGCAUCUCUGACCUCCGGAUUCCACUCAUGUGGAAGGACACAGAAUAUUUCAAGAACAAAGGUGACCUGCACCGCUGGGCUGUGUUCCUGCUGCUGCAGCUAGAGGAACAGAUUCAGGACACAGAGAUGAUUCUGGUGGACAGGACCCUCACAGACAUCUCCUUUCAGAACAAUGUGCUCUUCACUGAGGCAGGGCCAGACUUUGAACUACGGCUGGAGUUGUAUGGGGCUUGUGUGGAUGAAGAAGGGGCUCUGGCUGGUGCUCCCAAGAGGCUUGCUACCAAGCUCAGCAGCUCUCUGGGUCGCUCCUCAGGGAAGCGUGUCCGAGCGUCACUGGACAGUGCUGCAGGCUCGGCAAGCAGUACCAUCCUGCUACCCACUCCAGCUGUGGGAGGUCCUCGUUACCACCUCUUGGCUCACACCACACUCACUCUGGCUGCAGUACAAGAUGGGUUCCGUACACAUGACCUCACUCUUGCCAGUCAUGAGGAGAAUCCUGCCUGGCUGCCCCUUUAUGGUAGUGUGUGUUGCCGUCUGGCAGCUCAGCCUCUCUGCAUGACCCAGCCCACUGCCAGUGGUACCCUCAGAGUGCAGCAAGCUGGGGAGCUACAGAACGGGGCACAAGUGUAUGGAGUCCUGAAAGGCACAAAUCUCUUCUGUUACCAUCGACCCGAGGAUGCAGACACUGGGGAAGAUCCGCUGUUGACUAUUGCAAUCAACAAGGAGACACGGGUCCGGGCAGGGGAGCCAGACCAGGCCCCUGGACGGCCCCUCACCCUUAGCAUCAGUAACCAGUACGGGGAUGAUGAGGUGACACACACCCUUCAGACAGAGACUCGGGAAGCCCUGCAGAACUGGAUGGAGGCACUGUGGCAGCUUUUCUUUGACAUGAGCCAGUGGAAGCAGUGCUGUGAUGAAGUCAUGAAAAUUGAAACUCCUGCUCCCAGGAAGCCCCCUCAAGCACUGGCCAAGCAGGGGUCCUUAUAUCAUGAGAUGGCUAUUGAGCCGCUGGAUGACAUCGCAGCGGUGACAGACAUCCUGGCCCAGCGGGAGGGCGCAAGGCUGGAGUCGCCCCCACCCUGGCUAGCUAUGUUCACAGAUCAGCCUGCCUUGCCUAGCCCCUGCUCACCUGCCUCAGUGACCCCAGCCCCAUCUUGGACCCACCCUCUGCCCUGGGGGAGACCCCGGACCUUUUCCCUGGAUGCUGUCCCCUCAGACCACUCCCCUGGGGCUUCUCGCUUGGCUUCCCCCCUCCCUAAUCAGCGGUCCCCACAGUCCAGAGGCCUCUGCAGCAGCAAAGGUCCAUUCCGAACUUGGCUGCAGUCACCAGUGUGAGGCCAAGGUGCUGACAACAGGAUCUGGCCAGAAAAGAAAAUGACCUAUGUACAGUUGGGCUCUGGAUCUGGCACUGCCUGCAGCAAGUUAGCCAGCUUGGCCUUCUCUUCCUCUCCUGGACUAGGGGUAGGUGGGGAGAGAGAACAGAAGCUGUUCUUAAGCUGUGGUUGCCAUGGUACUGAGGGGAGCUCAUUACAGGAGUUAGCUGGGACCCUCUAAACCCUUCCUGGGGAAAAAAACUGGAACAUUACUGCCCUACCUCCCUGCACUAACCAGCUUUGAGGAUGGCACUGAAGAGCCCUGGGAGAAAAUGUACCUCCUUUGUGACUCUUACACACUAUUAAAGUUAUUUAACAGCUGCCUCCAUCUGGUUCCUGAG
This is a messenger RNA of Dipodomys ordii (Ord's kangaroo rat), 2432 nucleotides long. RefSeq names its product rhotekin (gene Rtkn). Bases 395 to 2053 code for a protein of 552 amino acids. The record is from RefSeq and is a predicted model, not a curated record. Gene Ontology annotation, biological process: septin ring organization; signal transduction; mitotic cytokinesis. The transcript is spliced from 12 exons. Gene Ontology annotation, cellular component: actomyosin contractile ring. Lineage: Eukaryota; Metazoa; Chordata; Mammalia; Rodentia; Heteromyidae.